AUGGCGGAAUUUGACUUAACUUCGCGUAUUGGCCAAUAUUUAGACCGACAUCUGGUUUUUCCUUUGUUGGAAUUUUUGUCGGUGAAAGCCAUUUAUGAGGAACAGGAAAUGCUGCAAGGAAAGCUUGACCUGCUCAGUGAAACAAAUAUGGUCGAUUUUGCCAUGGAUGUCUACAAAAAUCUUCAUCCGGAAAUAGAAGUGCCCCUACAGCUGAGAGAUAAAAGGCAAGAAGUUGUGUCAGAGUUGAAAAAGUUGCAAGGUGAAACAGAACCAAUUGUAAAGAUAUUUGAUGACCCCGAAGUGAACACUCAAGUGCAGAAUACAAGAGAUGGGAGACAGUUAUUUGAUUAUCUUGCAAAAAGUCAUGGUUUUGUACCAGAGAUGUUAGACACGUUGUAUAGAUAUGCCAAAUUUCAAUACGAGUGUGGGAAUUAUUCUGGGGCUGCUGAGUAUCUAUAUUUCCACAGAGUGUUGGUUCUUCCCAAUGAUAAGAAUGCAUUGAGUUCAUUAUGGGGCAAGUUGGCGUCGGAAAUACUGAUGCAAAAUUGGGAAGCAGCGUUAGAAGAUCUUAACAGAUUAAAAGACGUUAUUGAUUCCAAUGCAUUUGUCACUCCCUUACAGAGUUUACAGCAGCGUACAUGGCUAAUCCAUUGGAGUCUGUUUGUGUUUUUCAACCACCCUAAAGGAAGAGAUGCUAUCAUUGAUCUGUUUCUUUAUCAACCCCCAUAUCUUAAUGCUAUACAGACUUUAUGUCCACACAUACUGCGGUACUUGACCACAGCGGUGAUCACAAAUAAGAGACGACGAACCGUCUUAAAAGACCUUGUUAAAGUCAUACAGCAGGAAUCCUACACAUACAGAGAUCCCAUCACAGAAUUCCUAGAGUGUCUCUACGUCAAUUUUGACUUUGAUGGAGCCCAGCAGAAACUAAGAGAAUGCGAGACAGUUUUAGUGAAUGAUUUCUUCCUGGUUGCGUGUUUGGACGAUUUUAUUGAGAAUGCCAGGUUAUUUAUAUUUGAGACAUUUUGCCGAAUUCACCAGUGUAUUAGCAUAAAUAUGUUAGCUGAGAAAUUGAACAUGAGUCCCGACGAAGCUGAGAAAUGGAUUGUGAAUUUGAUUAGAAAUGCCAGGCUAGAUGCAAAGAUAGAUUCCAAACAGGGCCAUGUAGUGAUGGGUACGCAAGCGGUAUCGCCAUACCAACAAGUCAUCGAAAAAACAAAAGGAUUGUCCUUUAAAAGUAUAAAUAUGGCCAUGAAUAUUGAGAAGAGGGAAGCAGCAAAACAACAAACUGCAGCGGGGAUACCACAAUGGGGAACGCCAGAACUUGGCGCCGGAUACUAACAAGGAGCCAGCAUUUGGAAUUAUGUCAUUCAUUAUGUACUACACAAACUGGCCAUAAAAUCUGUGACUUUUGUCUCUAGAGGGCGCUCUGCCAUGAUAGUGAUGUCUCCACGAGUUUGAAGCUUGCAAACAAUCCUGAUUAUUGGACUUGCAUAUUAUACACAUCACUUAAAGGGACAUAUGCUGCAACUCAAUGAUUAUUUUGUUAAAGUGAUUUUUUUUUUUUCCAAAAACAUUUAGAUUUGUAACAUGUCUAAUCUGUGUGAAACGUGUGUGCUGACAUCUCUAACAUGUAAAUUAAUUUUAGGUACGUACCUAAAAGUAGAUAGAUUCUAUAUAACAACACAGAGUCACUAUGGAUCUUUGCACAGGGGGGUUGCCACCAUUUUGCUUGGUUGUAAAAAAAUGAAUUGUCAACCAUCUUGACAGACAAAAUAAUAAUGGGGGUCAUAGAAAACACCGACUUUGCCAAAUUUAACAUUGUGGCUUAUAAACAACACCGUAGUUAUGUAUGAAAACGUGAUACUAAAGUAUGUUUUUAUAUAAUUAUUUAUUGUACUCCACAGUUAUAAAAAAUAUAUCCAGAGUUGCAGCAUAUGACCCCCUCCCUCUGUGUUUGAAAGUUACAUCCUGUCCCAAUACAUCAUCACCUGUAAUAUUGGUACAAUGUAUCACAAGUUUAUCUUUUAUGGUGUUCUAUGAAGAUCCCAGAAUAAAAAAAUGACAUAAAGUAAUAUAA
Messenger RNA from Saccoglossus kowalevskii, 2080 nucleotides. Its product is annotated as eukaryotic translation initiation factor 3 subunit E. The record is from RefSeq and is a predicted model, not a curated record. Gene Ontology annotation, molecular function: translation initiation factor activity. Gene Ontology annotation, cellular component: cytoplasm; eukaryotic translation initiation factor 3 complex. Lineage: Eukaryota; Metazoa; Hemichordata; Enteropneusta; Harrimaniidae.